AUGACUCCGACAAGUUAUCUAUGUGCAUUUAUGGGCACAGUGAAGAUCAUUACCAUCAGCAACUCUAUUAUCUAUUGCACUCUUUACUUUCAACUGAUACAAGUGAAACUGCAGACAGUAGCACAGGACAAUUCGUUCCACGAAGAAAUGAAAACGAUCGUUAUGUUGCAUCAGGAUGCGCUCAACUGUGCAAAGUUGUUGGAGUCCAUCACAUCUUUAGUGCUGUUGCAACAGCUCCUCCUAUGCGUUUUCAUCUGGUGCUCCAUGCUUCUUUACUUCACCGUGUCGGGAUUCAAUGUUAACUUUAUGAACCUGUUCGUCUUGUUUAUGUUUGACACAACCGAAACAUUUGCAUACUGUUAUCUCGGAGAGCAGCUUUCCAACGAGAGUGCUCGUGUUGCCCGUGUCGUUUACGAAUGCAGCUGGGAAGUGCAGACUCUCGCUAUACAGAGAGAUCUUAAGCUAGUGCUUGCUCGGGCUCAAGCUCCAGUCGGAAUUACCGCCGGGAAGUUUUGUUUCAUGAACAUGCAGCAGUUUGGCAUUGUACUGAAAACAACCUACUCGUGCUUUGUAGUACUGAGAGAACAGUUAUAA
Molecule: messenger RNA, 594 nt
Organism: Anopheles marshallii
Lineage: Eukaryota; Metazoa; Arthropoda; Insecta; Diptera; Culicidae
Product: odorant receptor 2a-like
Exons: 4
Coding region: 1-594 (197 amino acids)
Biological process (GO): sensory perception of smell; detection of chemical stimulus involved in sensory perception of smell
Cellular component (GO): plasma membrane
Molecular function (GO): odorant binding; olfactory receptor activity
Source: RefSeq, a predicted model, not a curated record